AUGGUGAGAGAUACACCCCAUGAGGGGGGAUACAUAUGUCUGAUUUUUAUGAAUAUUUCAUAUCAAGCGCCAUCUAAACCUGUAAGUGAACCUACGGGUAACCUUCCAGUUAUACCUCAAAGUGGAUUUUCUUCAGAUUUACCUUCGGCUCGAGCACCAAGUUUUCCAACCACACCACCAAGUCUCCCUCCACCAGCUAAAGCUUUACCGGCACCACCAAGACCCCUCCGUCUCCUUUACCUUUACCUCCGACUGGUUGAGUUUGUCUUUAAGGAAGCUGCGUUUCAGAUACCAGCUCAGAAUCUGGAAAAUGUGUCACUCGAAGCUUACAUCAAAUAUUGUGAAAUUGAGCGAAAGCUCCCUGUUAGCAUUCGUUUGGUUGAAGGAAAAAUUAUAGCUUACGAAGUACCUCUCACGUCCCAUGCAUUGGUAGCAGGUGAAAUUGCAUCUUUGAUACGUACCUGGAAUAAUCAACUACAUAAUGCACAAGAGGAGGAUCUUAUUGUGGGACCGAAUAGUUACUAUACUACUGAUCUUACCAUCCGACCACGAGGACUUCCUAGACCUCCAACUGGCCAGGGAUCUAACUCAGAAGGGAGACCAUAUCCAACGCUGAUUGUUGAAGUUGGCAACAGCGAGUCUGUUCCUAUCAUGGCACAAUUACAACCUUCAUUCGAGCUUUUCUUGCUCAUUUAUGAUUGUAUCGCAAAAAAGAUCAAGGACAAGUGUAUCCUUACAAGAAAUAAACAAAGGCAAUGUACUAGCGCAAGAAAUAUGACAGCAUACAGGAGUCUCUAG
This is a messenger RNA of Ambispora gerdemannii, 798 nucleotides long. The record is from the annotation of a GenBank genome assembly. NCBI's taxonomy places the organism in Eukaryota, Fungi, Glomeromycota, Glomeromycetes, Archaeosporales, Ambisporaceae.